UGCUCCCUCCCGCCUCCACGACUUCCAUUCAACCACCCAGACCGACACUGCAUCCCUCCCGCCGACACCGUUACAACAUGUGAAGGACAGAGACGGUCAGUGAGGGUGUAAACGAGCUGCUGGUUCUUCUGGGACGAACAGUGAUUUAACGACAGAUCUUCAGACUCUCAGCGGCGGACACGAUGCGCAGCUGGUGUCUGACUCUCCAGGCGCUGCUGCUGUGCGCGCCGCUCGGGGCGCAGCAGCAGCCGCUGCUGCCCGGGUCCUGCAACUUUGAGCUGGGCACCUGUGGCUACACGUCGGACCCGCAGUUCGGCAGCUGGAGGAUGAAUGAAGAAGGACAUUUGAUAACGGUGGACUCCGCCUUCCUAGACGACCAGGAGCAGGCGGUUCUUGUCAGUCCGGUUCUGGACCAGCAUGAGUGGAGCUGUAUGAGGCUGGUGUACCAGAUCACUGGACGGGGCUCCCUGCAUCUGGACCUCAGACCAGACAGUGAUAACUUUGACUACCGGCUUUGGACGGCCAACAAAACCUCUGACAGCUGGCUCAUUGCAAGUGUGGACCUGGCCAACUCCACCAUCCCGUACCAGAUUCUGCUGGAAGGUCGACCAGAACCUGGCCCAGGGAACAGCGUGGCCAUCUUUGAAAUCCACAUUGUUCAUGGUUACUGUAUCGAGUGUGACUUUGAAGAGCAUCACCUCUGUGGCUACAGCAACAGCUGGAACCCAAAUGUCAACUGGUACGUUGGAGGGAGUGUGAUCAGAGAACCAGAGUCCAACCUGCUGGAAGACCACAGCAGCAGUAACCAGAGAGGCCACUACAUGUAUGUGGACUCCGUGUAUGCCAAGCAUUUCCAGGAAGUGGCCAAGCUGACCUCCCCCAUGACCACGGUGCCCAUGGCCGGCUGCCUGUCCUUCUAUUACCAGCGAGACCAGGAGAGGGGAAACAUCUUCUCAGUCUUCACCAGAGACCAGCUGGGCCACUACGAGGAGAUCUGGAGGCCGGGGGUAUACGUUACUGGAGGCUGGACCAUGGUCAGCGUGGACAUCAAGGCCCCCCACCCACUGGAGGUGGUGUUUGAAGUGGCCUUCAACAGCGCCAAAGGUGGAUACGUGGCCAUAGACGACAUCUCCUUCUCCCCUGAGUUCUGCCACACUGACACAGAGCCGACCUUUGACCCCUCCAUAGCCAACUGUGACUUUGAGAACGGCCUGUGUCUGUACUACGAGGAGAGAGCAGAGAUGAAGGCGUGGAGCAGAGCUUCGGUCAAACCUAAUGCCUACAGGACAGGAGACCACACCACAGGAGCAGGCUGUUUCCUCCUGGCUAACACUUGUUUAGCCUCAAGGCCCGGUUACGUGGGUCGGCUUCAUGGUCCCUUCUUACCGGGGAACCACAAAUACUGCCUGAGGUUCUACUACAUGCUGCAUGGAUUUAAAAAAGUGGAAAGUGCUCUGGCUGUUUACAUUUAUGAUGAGAACAACGUGGCCCAGGAGAAGGUAUGGAGCCUGGCUGACACGUCCAGGGCCAUGUGGACUCAGGUGGAGGUCACCUACAGGAAGCCCAUGCUUUCCAAGGUGGUGUUCGUCAGCAUAUGUAAGAACCUCUGGGAAUGUGGCCUGAUCGCCAUCGAUGACAUCACUGUCAAUGUGGGAGACUGUCAAAUCACAUCAGGCUCCCUCCCAGGCCAGUGUAACUUUGAAAGUGGAGUCUGCGGGUACACACAGGAUAAGACGGGAGACGAGGCCAACUGGCUGCGGAUCCGAGGAUACACCCCCACCUCCUACACAGGACCCAGAGGAGACCACACCACUGGGGUGGGUUACUUCAUGUACAUCGAGGCAUCACUCAUUCGUCCGGGUGAAAAAGCUCGGCUGCUGACCUCUGACCUGCGGGGCUCCUCGUCCCCUCAGUGUUUGAUCUUCCACUACCACAUGUACGGAUCAGGCACCGGCAUACUGAGCGUGCUCCUGCGCCACAGCAGCAGAGAGCGGGACGCGCUGCUGUGGAGGAGGCGUGGCGAGCACAGCGUCAGCUGGAUGAGGGCGAUGGUGGACUACCACUGUGAUGCCCGACACCAGAUUAUAUUUGAAGCCAUCCGGGGCCCAUCACUACGAAGUGACAUUGCUAUUGAUGACAUCAGUUUUAAAAGGGGACCAUGUGAAGAUCCUGGUGACAUCACUCCAUACUCAGGCUUCUCAGAGUACUUCAAUGAGAUUGAGAACUGAUGUUGAGACUGGAGGGAAGAGCUUCUGUAUAAAUGCUUGGUAGUUUUUCAGAGUGUGAAUGUGAACAAUCCACCGAGACAAUUUACAGACUUGUAGAGCAAAAGCUUAUGAUGCGGCCUGGACCUGCACCUCCCUGUUCUGCUGUCAGCCCUCACUGCCCCAGUCCAGUACCCCUCAGUGUGUCUGCUUUAAUCUUCAGUUUCAGAUCAUGGUUCAGGAUGAGACAGGACAGGAUCAUGGAAUAUUGUGUAUGUAUUAUACAUACAUAUGUCCUGACAACACACCUCAGUCUCAUGACAUUCUCAGUUACAUGCUCACAACCCAGAGUUCAUGCCUGUUGACACUAUGCACAAAAUAUCCUAUGAAUAUAUGUUUGGUCUGUCACAGUUUUGAUCCAGAGGGAACUUGUUCAACAUCCAGAUCCUGACAGUUCCACUACAGAGUCAGUCUGAGACAUAGAUAAAUAAGUGCUCCAGUGGUUCAGUAUUACAGUUCCAUAAGACUGGAGGACUGACAUGUGACACAUUAAAGAAAAAGAGUCCAAACAAAGGAGGCAGAAUGUCCUGACUUUAUCCUGCUGCGAGUCAAGCUCCAAAAACACUGAUUCCUACAGUUCCCAUGAUGCACCUCAAGAGUAUCUUUUCACUAGAUACUUGAUAAACAAUGGAGUCUUUCAAACUUAAUGAGUUUAUAUUGUAGCCUGGGAGGCAGUGAGGUGGUUUCCAUGGUUACUCUCUAACCUGCUCUGCAUCUAAAACAUCCUGACUGGGUCAUGUUCGGAGGCAACAGGUUCACACCCAGAGUCCUGUCUGUGGUUUAGACAACAGCAGCUCUUUGGUUCUGGUUCUGGUUGGUGAAAGAUGGUGGUUUUGGUUUAAUGUAAAUAAACAGGUUGUGUCUGAAGUCACUGAACUUUUUCUAUAGGAGAACCAACCAGGAUCUUUCUCUAACCGGAACCAAAUCCUGUUCCACCCAGAUAUGUAACAUUAAAUGGAACAUCUAACAGAAAACUUAACCUGGUUACAGUCAAGUUUCCUUCUGAACGUAUUUACUGUCACUGAGUAGCUGUAUAUAAACCUAAUUUCUAGGAGGUGGGGCUGCAGAAGAGUGUGACUUUUUUGAGGGGGGUGUCAAUCAGAAAACAUGUUUGAUAUGCUUAAUAAAAAACAAUGGCAUAUACUUAUAAAAAUGAACAGGACAGAAAAGUUUGUCUGUAAUAACUUGUUUUAAAUAAAAUCCUGGUUGUCCCUGCAGUCCUUGACAACAGCAAACAGUGAACAACAAACUGCAGCUGCUGGAUCAGCAGUAUUAACUAUGAUGUAGGUGACGGGUGAUUUUGAAGAUAUUGUAACAAACUCACUUUAGUUUAAAGAAGAGCUCUUUUUCUUUAUUUUUAGUCUAGUGAUUUAACAGACACUUAAUGAAAAUGAAAAUCCUAGACAUGCCACUUUAUUGAACACACAUUUGUAGUAAAGGCCACUGACUGAUAAAACGUGCAGCAUUUCACUGCAGACGUCAAAGGACCUGAGCCUCCUGAGGAUAAAGAGCCGGCUCUGCCUCUUCAGGUAGAUGGCAUCUGUGUUCAGGCACCAGUCCAGUUUACUGUCCAGGUGCACACCUAGGUAUUUAUAAGUGUGCAUGACUUCACUGUCCUACCCUUGAAUAUUGACUGGCUCCAUUCACUGAAGGCCAUCAUCAGAUCCUUGUACUCCUCUUCCUGCCCAUUCCUGAUUCGCGCCACAACAGCUGUGUCAUCCGAGUAUUUCUGGAUGUGGCAUGGUUAAAAUCCCCCAAAAUUGCAAUGAAUUUAUAUGAAAUUUUGUCAUAAUUGCUGUGCUGUGUCAAAUAGAAAUUGACUUAACUUGAGGAAUCAGAUGAUCUGUAUCUGAUUUUCUGACAGGUAAAGAAAAAUAGAAUAAACCAUGUAGGAAUUGAUGAAUUAGAUGUUUAAUAAUUGACUCCAUCCCAGAGAGGGAAAAGUAAAACUGAUUAUCAUCUGUUCAGCUCAGGGAGGUGGUGGAGGAUCAGUGCACUCGAAGAUUCAGAGCUGGAAACUGUAUGAAGACACAAAUACUUCUGUAUGCUGGUGCAUAGUGUCACUGGGGCCUGUAGAGGAACCAGAACAGACAGAGCACACAGUGAAACCAUGACAACAUGAAUCACAGGCAGUACACUUUCGCUUGGGCUGUAUCCUCCACUGUCUCUGCAGCCUGCAACAUGAGCACUGGGCAUUCAGAGGAUCUGACAGGCCUAAUAAACCUUUGUUAUAAUAAUCCUCUGAUCCACUGUAUCCUUCUCUUCUGUAUAUACAUAUAUAUAUAUAAGUAUCUGGAGCUUCAGGGGGCACAUGGGAAAUGCACAGCUAUUUUCAAAGCCAGUUAGUUAUUCUGAUAUUUGUUGCAUAUGUCAUCACUGACUUUAUCCCAGAUUAUUUUUUCCUCAGUUAAUUCCACUGUGACAAAGGAUCUGAGUCAAGCUUCAGACUCUUACAGACUUUUCCUCGUAGAUCCUGUAUCACCUGUAUCCGUUGAAGGUGCCGGAAACCUUCCUAUGCCAACUCAUUCCUGCCAAACCUGCUGCAAACACCUGAGUGCUCUGCUGUGUAUUAGCUGUUCACCACUGCUGAGGUCUGAACCAGACUCCACUGACCUCUGUCACGACUGUUUCUGAGAUGUUUAUUUUAGGCAACGACAAAAUGAUUGAUCACACUUUAAGAAUCAUUCCACUUUACUGCAACCUGUGUUGUUUUAUACAGUAUGUUUAUAUUUCCCAUGACACUGCAAUAAAUAGUCUGAGUCAUCA
Seriola aureovittata is the source of this 5030-nucleotide messenger RNA. RefSeq names its product MAM domain containing 2a (gene mamdc2a). Bases 183 to 2228 code for a protein of 681 amino acids. Lineage: Eukaryota; Metazoa; Chordata; Actinopteri; Carangiformes; Carangidae. Gene Ontology annotation, biological process: nervous system development. The record is from RefSeq and is a predicted model, not a curated record. The transcript has 14 exons. Gene Ontology annotation, cellular component: membrane.